Messenger RNA from Saprolegnia diclina VS20, 1151 nucleotides. RefSeq lists its product as hypothetical. The coding region runs from base 77 to 1060 and encodes 327 amino acids. Gene Ontology annotation, cellular component: cytoplasm; cyclin-dependent protein kinase holoenzyme complex; nucleus. Gene Ontology annotation, biological process: mitotic cell cycle phase transition; regulation of cyclin-dependent protein serine/threonine kinase activity. NCBI's taxonomy places the organism in Eukaryota, Oomycota, Saprolegniomycetes, Saprolegniales, Saprolegniaceae. The transcript has a single exon. Gene Ontology annotation, molecular function: cyclin-dependent protein serine/threonine kinase regulator activity. The record is from RefSeq and is a predicted model, not a curated record.
CAAAAGUGUCGUACGGUACACGGUCUUGGGUCACUUGGGUUGAAAUGGCGUCGUCAAGUGCAUUUUCCAUUCCUCCAUGAUGGUCGCGCAGCCGUCGAGCUUGAAGCGCUGCUUGUCGCCCGCCGCCGACGGCGACAGCAAGCGCUGCAAGCGCGAGGCCUUGUCCAAGCUCACGGACAAGUUCACGCUCCAUCGUGGCCGACUGCACAAGCUCGUCGUGCCCGCCGACACGUCGAUCUGCAACAAGGAGAACGUGCCGCCGAAGGUCGCAACGGACACGCCGCUCGACGUCGACGCUGCGCCGUGGGCGCCCAAGGCCAAGCAGCACUUCCGCGUCGUGACCACCGACGAUCGCAACUACUACGUCGCUGCCUUGUACACGCUCACCAACAACCUCGGCCUCGCCCACGAAACUGUCCACAUGGCCAUCGACCUGCUCGACCGCUUCCUCAAGGUGCAGCCGAUCACGAUCCAGUGGCUCGAGGUCGUCAGUAUUGCGUGCAUCUGGAUCGCUUGCAAGUUCAACGAGACGCAGGCCGCCAUCGAGAGCCUCCGCGUCAAGCAGAUUUUGCAGCAGCGCCACCGCCGCGGCAACUGGAGCUGGCACCACGUGCUCGUGAUCGAGUGUCAGAUCCUCAAGCGCCUCGGCUUCCGCAUUUUGCACCCGACGAUGCUCUCGCGCUUCCAAAAGUUGCCAGCGAUGGCCGAGAUGACGCCGACGCAACUCGCGGACGCUCUCUACUUUAUCGACCUCACGCUCAUGGACGCCAGUUUCCGGUCGUUUUCACCGACCGAUGUGCUGGAAGCAGUCGUGUUCCUUACGACCGAGUUCAAACCCCAACAAAACUUUGACUUUGAGGGCGUCGAGCCGCGUCUCCGCGAGCCGCUCACGGGCUUCUUCAUGCAGCACCUCCACAUCCAGCAAGAGCUCGCGGACGGCGAGAAGCUGCACAAGUCGCUGCACUGCAAACACGGCGCGGCCAUGUCGCCCACUUGGCGGCUCAUGGCGUCGACGGCGCCGUGCGUGUGCCGUAUCUGCACCAUGGCCCCUGCUGCUUAAAUUACGCUGUACCCUAUUACUAUUAUGUUAGAGUUAGACUUAGAACAAUCUUGGAUCAAUAUUAUUUUGUGAACUAUGGACAAUUCACGAC